Molecule: messenger RNA, 2274 nt
Organism: Hyalella azteca
Lineage: Eukaryota; Metazoa; Arthropoda; Malacostraca; Amphipoda; Hyalellidae
Gene: rnh1
Product: ribonuclease H1
Exons: 7
Coding region: 96-1241 (381 amino acids)
Biological process (GO): DNA replication, removal of RNA primer
Molecular function (GO): nucleic acid binding; magnesium ion binding; RNA-DNA hybrid ribonuclease activity
Source: RefSeq, a predicted model, not a curated record
UGGCUUGGGUUUCGCAUUAGCGUCAGACUCAGGCAUGCGGAUACGCUGCUGUGAAAGCUUAGGCAAAGUAAGCCGCUAAAAAUAGCGAUGAUACUAUGGUGAUAUUUGCGAGCUGUGGGAGAGUGAGCUACAAUUUGAUCAUUGGGUUAUUAGCUCGGCGUCAAAGCCCUAUUUCUUUGUGCAAUCUGAAAUUAUUACAGAAAAUGCCUUUUUAUGCUGUUGCAAAAGGUGUGGUUCCUGGUAUUUACACCGACUGGCCCACGUGUCAGAAACAAGUGCAAGGAUUUCGAGGCCCACAAUUCAAGAAAUUUGAUACUCAAGAAGAGGCUGAAGAAUUCAUUGCCCUGCGAACUGGCGGGGUAGUAGACAAGAGGAAGGCUGGAGUUCUUAGCGAAAAGCAAGACUCUGAAUCAUCUAAGUCAAAUGAUGGUGAAUCUACUUCUAAAGAAAAACCAGCCAAGAAGAAGAAAAUUGAUGAUGGAUCAGGCAAUACAGACACUUGCUUGCCUCCUGAACUGCUGUCCUUAAGGCAAGAUUUGAGAAGAAUGCAGCGUGAGUUGUCACAGCUGCAUGACCGAUUCGACAAAUAUGUUGCAGCUGUGACUGGGCAUGAAGGCAAAUCAGAGCCUGAGCCUCAAAAAAGCAAGGGGAAGAAGAGAGCCCUCAGCAGUGAGGAGCAAGAAAAGGAGGCAGCUCCUUACAAAGGCGACAGUGGCAUCAAGAAGAGAGUGUUGGCUAAGCCUAUACCUGAUAAGAAACUUUUUCAACUGGAUGAAGAUGGCAAUGUUGUGGUGUACACCGACGGCUGCUGUGAGAUGAAUGGCAGGCAUGGUGCCAGAGCUGGCAUUGGUGUCUAUUUUGGUGAAGAAAACCCAAUGAAUGUGUCAGAGCCAGUGCGUGGUCGCGCGACAAACAACACUGCUGAAAUCCAGGCCAUCACAUAUGCCCUGGAGCUGAUCAAGAGAGCAGGCUUUGACAAGGCAGUGAUCAACACAGACUCGCAGUUUGUGAUCAACUGCAUGACGUCGUGGCUGAGCGGCUGGAAGAAGCGAGGCUGGAAGAAGAGCGACGGCAGUGAAGUCAUCAACAAGGAGGAUCUCAUCGACCUCGACCGGGCGUCCGAUGGACUCAUGGUCAAAUAUAACCACGUGAAGGGCCACAGCGGCCUGCACGGCAACGAGCGAGCAGACCAGCUCGCCAAGGAGGGGGCCAAGUCUUACGAUGCCAACGCCACGGAGUGAUGACAUGAUGGCAGGGUCUGUUGCGGGUCUGGUGGUGACAAUUUUGGUCCUGUGUGGCGAAUAUUGCCCAUGCCAUGCUAAUAUUUGGUCCCAUGAUGCAAGUACUGGUUAUGUGAGGCGAAUAUUGGAUCCAUGAUGCGAGUACUGGUCAUGUGAGGCUAAUAUUGGUCCUAUGAUGCAAGUACUGGUUAUGUGAGACUAAUAUUGGAUCCAUGAUGCGAGUACUGGUCAUGUGAGGCUAAUAUUGGUCCCAUGCUGCGACUACUGGUUAUGUAAGACUAAUAUUGGUCCCAUGAUGAGAGUACUGGUCAUGUGAUGCGUAUAUUGGUUAUGCUGCGCACAGCAGUGCGAUGCGAGUAGAUUAUUACGGUGCUCUUGCGAUCCGAAGGUGAUGCCUUGAAAAUUUUGUGGUGAUCAUACGAAUCCUGAUCUUGAAUCAUCGGGGAUUAUAACUUAUUAUUGGUAUUAACUCGAGGAUGAUGGCUUAUUAUCGAUAUAUUCACGAUUCUUUCGUUACCCGAAUAGUGUAUGUAAUUUGAACGACUCAAGUUUUUACCAUCAUAUUUUUGUCUGCAAAAUUCAUAGCUAUUCAUUCAAUGCCACAACGUAGUAAAUUUAUUCAGUGCGUCUUCUCUAUUGAAAGGAAUGAUGCAUUCAUGAAUAGAUGUACUAUCCACGAAUGACGAUGGAUUCUUUAUGGAGAUAUGCAGGGUGAAUGACAGCAGGCUUUAUCUCUGCUGCUAUAUACUUCUUACGAACUGCCUCAUUUUGUCUACGUCCAUAGUUUCUUCAACUUUAUUGACGGUUGUUUUAGAAUUAUCCCAAAUGAUGUCAAUUAAUAAAGUUUAUUAUCUCUUAAUGCAAGAUAAUGAUAGUGACAACUGAUAAACCUUAUCAUGGCCCCGUUCAGGUCAAUUACUUGAGUAAUAGAUUAUUCGUGGGUAACCACUCAUCAAAGCGAUGCCCGUUGAUAAUUAUUAGUCUGUCUUCCAACCGUAAUCUUAUUUGUCGGAUUAACGACGCCGGUUUAAUU